Messenger RNA from Elephantulus edwardii (Cape elephant shrew), 684 nucleotides. It is a transcript of the gene MPZL2, whose product is annotated as myelin protein zero-like 2. The record is from RefSeq and is a predicted model, not a curated record. Lineage: Eukaryota; Metazoa; Chordata; Mammalia; Macroscelidea; Macroscelididae. Bases 1 to 648 code for a protein of 215 amino acids. Gene Ontology annotation, cellular component: membrane. The transcript is spliced from 5 exons. Gene Ontology annotation, biological process: cell-cell adhesion.
AUGUAUGGGCCGAGCCUAAAGCGGGCUGUGCUGCUUCUCCUUGGCUUACAGCUCACAGCUCUUUGGCCUAUAGCAGCCAUGGAAAUUUACACCUCCCGAAAGCUGGAGGCUGUUAACGGGACUGAUGUCCGGUUAAAAUGCACUUUCUCCAGUUUUGUCCCUGUGGGUGAUGCACUGACAGUGACCUGGAACUUCCGUCCUCAAGAUGGGGGGUCAGAGCAAUUUGUAUUCUACUACCAUGGGGAGCCCUACCCACCCAAGAAUGGGCGGUUCAAGGAUCGGGUUUUCUGGGAUGGGAACCCCGACAGAUAUGAUGCCUCCAUACAACUCUGGAAACUGCAGUUUGAUGACAAUGGGACAUACACCUGUCAGGUGAAGAACCCGCCUGAUGUGGAUGGGCUGAUAGGGGAGAUCCGGCUCAGCGUUGUGCAGACUGUCCGCUUCUCUGAGAUGUUCUUCCUGGCUCUGGCGAUUGGAUCGGCCUGUGCACUGAUGAUCAUAAUUGUAAUCGUGGUGGUCCUUUUCCAGCAUUUCCGGAAAAAGCGAUGGGCUGACAGAGCCCAUAAAGUGGUGGAGAUAAAAUCAAAAGAAGAAGAAAACCUCAACCAAGGGAAAAAAGUCUCUGUUUAUUUCGAAGAAACAGAUUAACACUUCCCAAUGGUAAGGUUCACAAGCAGGUUGCUU